This is a messenger RNA of Populus trichocarpa (black cottonwood), 1852 nucleotides long. Its product is annotated as polygalacturonase At1g48100. Lineage: Eukaryota; Viridiplantae; Streptophyta; Magnoliopsida; Malpighiales; Salicaceae. The record is from RefSeq and is a predicted model, not a curated record. Bases 314 to 1759 code for a protein of 481 amino acids. The transcript has 8 exons. Gene Ontology annotation, biological process: carbohydrate metabolic process. Gene Ontology annotation, molecular function: polygalacturonase activity.
UCCUGCUGCGCUAGCUACUGAUAAAGCUUUCAGACCGAAAUGGAAAUUGUUCCGAUUAAGUCCCCUGACAGAUCAGUUGCUUUUGUUUUUGGUCAUUAAAUGUUUUUUUUUUAUUGGAGGAUUUAAAAUUAUAAUUGUAAGAAAAGUGCAAAAGAGAGGCUAUAAUAAGGCUGUAAACAUAAACUGCCUCUAACGGUCUCAUUGCCCUGUUCCAAGCAGAGUAAUACCUGCAACUUAUUAGUAGCUGAAGCUAGAGCUCUUUGUUCUCCCGGAGAUUAUAUCCAAGAAACGUAAGAAAAGGGAAAGCUACGAGAUGAAGAGCAUCAGGAACUCAUCUGUUCGAUUUUUUCUUUUUGUUGUAGUAGCUGUCUUCAUUACAUUUGCCAUGAUUUCUGUAGAGGCAAGAAAGCAUCACAGCAACAGAAAUAAACCUCACAAGCACCUUAAAGACAAGGGCAGCAAUGGCCACAAUGCUCCAGACCCAGCUACAAAUAUUCCAGGCCCUGCCCCAGCCCCUCUUCCUUACUAUGGUUCUUAUCCUACACAUUCCAUCAUUUUUGACGUUUUGUCAUUUGGAGCCAAGGGUGAUGGAGUCUCAGAUGAUUCAAAGGCACUUUUAGCAGCAUGGAAAGCUGCGUGCAAGGUAUCUGGGGCUGUAGUGGAAAUCCCGGCGGAAUUCAAGUUCCUCAUCAAGCCCAUAACUCUCCAAGGUCCAUGCAUGCCUCACCUUGUACUUGAGGUAGAUGGCAUUCUCUUAGCUCCACCUCAAGUAGGUGCCUGGCCUAAAUCCGGCUUGUUUCAGUGGCUAAACUUCAAAUGGGUUCAUGACUUCACCAUUCAAGGCACUGGAAAACUUGAUGGUCAAGGAUCUGCCUGGUGGAGUCCCUCUGGAGUCUACUAUAUUCAGAAGAGGUCCAAACACAAUCCAGAUAUGAAAGUACCAACCGCUUUGAGAUUCUAUGACAGCCAUAAUGUUACAGUUCGCGACAUCAAAAUCAUGAACAGCCCUCAAUGCCAUCUCAAAUUUGACAGCUCGAGUGGGAUCAAAGUCAAUAAUAUCACGAUUGAUUCACCAGAGAAUAGUCCAAAUACUGACGGCAUUCACCUGCAGAAUACAAAAGAUGUAGAAAUUCAGCACUCUAAUAUUGGAUGCGGGGAUGACUGUGUAUCAAUACAAACUGGUUGCUCUAAUAUCCAUGUCCAUCACAUUAACUGUGGACCUGGACAUGGUAUAAGUCUAGGAGGACUUGGAAAGGAUAAAAGUGUUGCCUGUGUCUCGGAUAUUGUUGUCGAGAAAAUCUCACUACAAAAUACUUUGUCCGGAGUUAGAAUAAAGACAUGGCAGGGAGGUGUUGGAUCGGUAAAGAACGUGACAUUUUCCAGUAUUGAAGUAUCAGAUGUGAAGUAUCCUGUAAUAAUUGACCAGUUCUAUUGUGACAAGAAAAUCUGCAAGAAUCAAACAGAAGCUGUGGCAAUAUCUGGUGUUAAAUAUGACAGAAUCAUAGGGAGUUACUCAGUGCAACCCCUUCAUCUUGCAUGUAGCAAUGACGUGCCUUGCACCGAUGUUGAUCUGAUUGAUAUUCAGUUGAAGCCCAGCUCCAAUGGCUUUCGAGGUUUUCGGCAGGCUCUGUGCUGGAACUCCUAUGGGAAAUCACAAGCACCCCUUCUUCCUUCAAGCAUAGACUAUUGCUUGAGAACCGAGAGUAGGUCUGUUAAGAGAAUAGCAAGGUCGCAUACUGAACAUAUUUGUCCGCCAUGAGCACUGAUAAUUAUCACAUUUGUUAGCCUUUUUUUUUUUUCUUGCUUUUUGUGUAGGAAUAAUUAAAAGUAUGGUAAUGAGUAUUUUUUAAAA